AUGAGGAUCCCCGUCCUUCUGCUCUGCCUCUGGAGCGCCCAUUGUUGCUUUGCCGCGGGAGGCCCCGCGCCCCUGGGUCCGGAGGGACCGCCGCAAGAUGAGCUCCAGGAACCCAAGGAUGUGCAGAUCGCUGCCAAACCCCCUGUGAGGUUUAACCUCCGCAUCUCCGAAGACCCAGAGCACGAAGGAUGUUACCUCCCCCUUGGCCACAACCAGCCCCUGGAAGACUGUGGCUUCAACAUGACAGCCAAAACCUUCUUCAUCAUUCACGGAUGGGCGAUGACUGGCAUACUUGGGGAAUGGCUGUACAAACUUGUGUCAGCCCUGCGGACGAGAGAGAGAGAAGCCAAUAUCGUGGUGGUGGACUGGCUCCCCCUGGCUCACCAGCUUUAUGCAGAUGCGGUCAAUAACACGAAGACAGUGGGACACAGCAUCGCCAGGAUGCUCGACUGGCUUCAGGAGAAGGACGGCUUUUCUCUUGGGAAUGUGCACCUGAUCGGCUACAGCCUCGGAGCUCACGUGGCCGGGUAUGCUGGCAACUUCGUGACAGGCACGGUGGGCAGGAUCACGGGACUGGAUCCCGCCGGGCCCCGGUUUGAAAGGGCGGACAUCCACAGCAGGCUGUCCCCCGAUGACGCGGACUUUGUGGAUGUCCUCCACACCUACACGAGUUCCUUCGGCUUGAGCAUCGGGAUUCAGAUGCCCGUCGGCCACAUCGACAUCUAUCCCAACGGGGGCGACUUCCAGCCAGGCUGUGGACUCAACGAUGUUUUGGGGUCAUUUGCAUAUGGAACGAUCGCAGAAGGCAUGAAAUGUGAGCACCAGCGGGCCAUAUACCUCUUUGUUGACUCCCUGAUGAACGAGGACAAGGCGAGCUUUGCAUUCCAGUGCACGGACUCGCACCGCUUCAAAAAGGGGAUCUGCCUCAGCUGUCGGAAGCACCGCUGUAACAGCAUUGGCUACAACGCCAAGAGAACGAGGCACAAGAGGAACAGCAAGAUGUACCUAAAAACCCGGGCGGGCAUGCCUUUCCGAGUUUAUCAUUACCAGAUGAAAAUCCAUUUCUUCAGCUACAAGAACAUGACAGAAAUCGAGCCCAACUUUUAUGUCACCCUUUACGGCACCAGUGCAGACUCGCAGAUGCUGCCAUUGGAAGUAGUGGAGCAGAUCAGGCUGAAUGCCACCAACACCUUCCUGGUCUACACAGAGGAGGACUUGGGAGACCUCUUGCAGAUCAGACUCACCUGGAAACGGGUACCUCAGUCCUGGUACACCCUGUGGACCAACUUUCGCAGCUACCUAUCUCAAUCCCGGAAGUCUGAGCAGGAAGUGAAUAUCAGGCGCAUCCGGGUCAAGUCUGGGGAAACCCAGCGGAAAUUUGCUUUUUGUGUGAAAGACCCUGAGAACACCAGCAUAGCCCCUGGCCAGGAGCUCUGGUUUCACAAGUGUCUGGAUAGCCGGAGAAUACAAGAUGGAAUAAGGCAAACUGUGGAGCUUCCCUGA
Pipistrellus nathusii (Nathusius's pipistrelle) is the source of this 1503-nucleotide messenger RNA. The record is from the annotation of a GenBank genome assembly. Lineage: Eukaryota; Metazoa; Chordata; Mammalia; Chiroptera; Vespertilionidae.